UGUCGUCACUCCCACUUGUCAGCCAAUCAGAAGCAGCGAGAGCUCCACUUAUAAUCGCCCUCAGCCGACCGGAGGCCGAUUUCACAGUUUGGACCGAACAGACAACAUGACCAGGAAACUACAGAGCACGAGCCUGGAGGAUGGCAGGAGUAGAAAGAGGGUUCUCAAACCGGUGGUGGAGAAGAAGAGAAGAGACCGGAUCAACCAAAGUCUGGCGGAGCUGAGAGCGCUGCUGUUGAACCACACGUCGGAUCCACGGCUUCAGAAUCCUAAAAUAGAGAAAGCAGAGAUUCUUGACUUGGCUGUGGAAUAUGUCCAGAAGUGGACACAUGGGAGGAAACUCCGAAAGGACUCCAGCGACAGUCACGUGAAGACUCGUGCUCCCGCGCUGAGCCUCCACCCCCCCCGGCCCCCCGAGUCCAUCGCUCUCUUCGCCGUGGAGAGCGCGGGGUUCCAGCAGUGCGUGGCCCAGCUGAGCAGCUACAUGCACACCAUCUCCCCGGCGCAGAGAAGCGGCCUCAUCGAGGGCCUGAGGCAUCACACCGAGAGCCAGAGGGUCACGGACACCAGGGUGGCCGAAGGUGGAGCACCCGCGGAUGUCAUUUGCACAUCUGAGAGGAAAGAGGAGUCUCCCAAGUUCCCGUCUCACUCCUCCCCCUUUCAGCCCCUCUCUUGCUCCACACCAUUCCACGACUACCUGUCCCCUCCUCCCUCUCCCUGGCUCUCGCCUUCUUUCUCCACUUAUGCUGCCACCUCUCCUCCUUUCCCGUCGUUUGCCUCUCACUUCCCGUUCCCCCCCAGCAGCCUGUCACCUCUGUCCUCCAACACCUCCUUCCUCAGCUUCUCGCCCUGCGCGGCCUCUCUCUCGGGCCCUCCGGCCCUCCACUGCCACCCCCUCCUCACACUGAGGUCCCCUCCACACCAUUCGGCGAGGGAGGGGUCGACACCAAACUCCUCUUGGACCAUGUGGAGACCGUGGUUUUGAUGUGGAGUGGGCCAGAGACUGAGGGACUGAGAACAGAAGAGCCACCGGGGUGAUCUAUGGAUGUGGAGAGGAUGAACAACUCUCCGUGCUGGAAGUGUAUAGUGUACAUAUUAUUCAAAUUUCCAUAUAUUUUGUAUUUUUAUUCUUAAUAAAAUUUGUGCUGAAGCUUA
Messenger RNA from Pseudoliparis swirei, 1155 nucleotides. RefSeq names its product transcription factor HES-7-like. Gene Ontology annotation, cellular component: nucleus. NCBI's taxonomy places the organism in Eukaryota, Metazoa, Chordata, Actinopteri, Perciformes, Liparidae. Gene Ontology annotation, molecular function: DNA-binding transcription factor activity, RNA polymerase II-specific; protein dimerization activity; RNA polymerase II cis-regulatory region sequence-specific DNA binding. Bases 107 to 985 code for a protein of 292 amino acids. The record is from RefSeq and is a predicted model, not a curated record. The transcript is spliced from 4 exons. Gene Ontology annotation, biological process: regulation of transcription by RNA polymerase II; anterior/posterior pattern specification; regulation of neurogenesis.